This is a messenger RNA of Durusdinium trenchii, 1191 nucleotides long. The record is from the annotation of a GenBank genome assembly. Lineage: Eukaryota; Dinophyceae; Suessiales; Symbiodiniaceae.
AUGCGAGGAGCUCCUGCAGAGCUGACGUUGUCGCUCCUUUGUCACCUGAGUCACCUCCGUGCCACACGUGUCACCUCCGUCGAUGCGUCCGCUCCAGCGAGGCACGUGUGGCUCAGUGGCGCCCAGGCGGAGAUCUGCCUGCAGCGCGAGGCGCACCUCGCGUGGCUGAAGCGAGGCUUCACCUCGCUGCCGCCCAACUUCGCCGGUUUGGAUGCUUCGCGGCCGUGGUUCGUCUUCUGGAUCGCCCAUGCGAUGGAAGUCUUGGGCGACUUCGAUGAUCAUUGGGCACCCAAGGUCGCCUCCUUCCUGAGCCACUGCCAGGACCCCACGGGUGGCUUCGCCGGCGGCCCCUCACAGCUGCCACACUUGGCGCCCACCUACGCGGCGGUCUCCGCGCUCAUGGUCGCGGGGACGGAGGAAGCCUACCAGGUGGUCGAUCGCGCUGCCAUGUACGACUUUCUCAUGCGGAUGAAGAGCCCAGAAGGUGGCUUCAAAAUGCACGACGAGGGCGAGACCGACAUGCGCGGCUGUUACUGCGCGAUCGCUGUGGCCUCCAUGUUGCACAUCUUGACCGAUGAGCUCAUGGAGGGCAUUCCGGAGUACAUUUGCAGAUGUCAGACCUGGGAGGGCGGUAUUGCCGGCGAGGAGGGCUUAGAAGCCCAUGGUGGAUAUUCCUACUGUGGCCUUGCGACACUGUGCAUUGCAGGGAAAGCAGACGCCCUGGAUUUGCAUGGCUUCCUGAAGUGGGCCGUGCACAAGCAGAUGACCCAUGAGGGUGGCUUCCAGGGCAGAGCGAACAAACUGGUGGAUUCCUGCUACUCUUUCUGGCAGGGCGCCAUCUUCCCCCUGCUGCACGAAGCCUUUCGGCAAGGCGGCAGCGAAAAGGUGCCCUUGCCCAAAGACCACUGCUGGUUUGCCCCGGAGCCACUGCAGAUGUACCUCCUCUUGGCGUGUCAACAUCCGGCGGGCGGGUUGAGAGACAAGCCCAACAAAUCAGCGGAUUUCUAUCACACCUGCUAUGCCUUGAGUGGUAUGGCCGUGAGUCAAUAUGACGUGUCCAACCACACUCCACUGCUGGGAGAUCUCGGCAACUUGUUGGAACGGACGGAUGCUCGGUCAGAUCAACGCAAAAAAAAACCAAGCACCUUAGUAUCCAAGGAUGCUACUUUUAGCUCCUGGCAUUACUACUAG